AUGGAUUUCCGCCUGAUGGCCCGCAGCCUCCGCGCCAGACCAACACCAUUCCUUCAACAAACCCAAGCACUCCCCCGAUUCUCCCUUCUCAGCGUGCGCUACAACUCCUCCGACUCUUCAUCAAACACCCCAUCCCAACCACCAGCCACCGAAAGCAAACCAGAACAACCCAAGUCCGUCACAGACUUCGACGACAUCCUCACCAAGCUUGACCUCAACCAACGGCCACGGGACAACCAAAAUAGCCACCGAAUCUUCGCAGACUCUCUUUCCCGAGCCGUGGGCCAGGGAGCCCAGGGUGCUGCGCGUCUCCGUUCCCGCCCAGCUGCACCAGCUCGCAAGAUCGAGCUGAAGCUUGGACCUACGCUUGGUCGCCAGGCUCACGUUGAUCCCAACCGUGGUAACGACCUUGCCUCUGCCCUCCGUAAGCUUGGUCAGAAUCUUGCUACGAACAAGGUUCGUCAAGAAUCCGCCGCGCAGCGCUUCCACGUUCGCAAGGGUAUGGUGCGGAAGCAGAAGAAGAUGCAGCGCUGGAAGAAGCUCUUCAAGGUCUCGUUCCAGGGGACUGUGAAGAAGAUCCAGCGGAUGCAGGCGCAGGGCUGGUAG
Messenger RNA from Penicillium olsonii, 606 nucleotides. The record is from the annotation of a GenBank genome assembly. Lineage: Eukaryota; Fungi; Ascomycota; Eurotiomycetes; Eurotiales; Aspergillaceae.